ACAAAGUGAAACCAUAUUGAAAUGUUUAAGCAGCUAUGUAUGACACGAGCUGCAGUGGUCUUGUGGUUUUGUCCCAUGAUGCUCAGAGAAGUUAAAAAAGCCUCAGCUUGCUGCUGUUUUAACACGGGGCGAAAUGCUGACGAUGAAAGCUUACAAGUGGAUUCUCCUGUUUGCCCUGUGGCUUCUAAGUGUCUCUUCAAAUGGGAGAGAGCUGUGUAAUAGAACUGAGGUCAAAGCUCCACUUGGCUCUUCUGUGUCCCUGCCAUGCACUAUUUCAUCAAAUGGCUCCAAGUGGGUCAAAUGGAGUCACAAGUAUGAGAAAGAUGAAGCAGGUGUGGAGCUGGUUGACCUCUCAUCUAAUGGGCGCAUCAAUUUCCUGGACCCCAGAUCCGGCAGAGUGAAAAUCUUUCCCAACCAGUUUUCAGAGAUGAACUAUGGCAUCAUCAUUGAUGAGCUCAAAGACUCUGACAUGGGAUCUUACUACUGCAAGCAGAGCAAUGAAUGUUUUGAGGUGAAGCUGUUCGAAGAUGAAGGUGAGCAGUUUUCUGAAGAAACUUGUGGUAAAGAUUUUUGUGAAACAUACGAAGUCCCAGCAACACUCGGUUCUUCGGUGCUCCUGCCAUGCAACUUUGACACCGGUGCCUUUAAAUGGGUCACCUGGGUUCACUUAGAGAAGGGGGACGUGGUUCGUCUUUCUUCUGAAGGACAUGUUGAUUUUCAAAACCCAAGAUCUGGUCGAAUUAAAGCAUUUCCAAACCAAGCCUUAGAUGGGAACUACUCUACUGUCAUCGAUGAGCUUAAAAGCUCUGAUCUGGGGUCUUACUGCUGCAAGCAGAGGAGUAACUGUUUGCGAGUGGAGUUGCUUGGAGGCAAAAGUAAAUUGAGCUCAGAGAUGAAGCUACUGAUCUACAGCAGUGGUGGUGUUGCUGCCCUCAUUAUCAUCAGCCUUUUAAUAAUUUGCUACUGGUUGAAAUGCGUUUCAAACAAAGGUAGUGCAAUGCCCACUGUUAGCGAAACAACUCAAGGUGCUACUACAACUCCCAGUGCUCCACCACAGGAAGCAGGCGGAGUAAAUGGGCAACAAAUAGCGGGUGAUGACAACGGUCUUGUUUAUGAAAAUGAUGACCAGUACAUAGCCUCCAUCAGAAACUCAAGUGUCGAGCCAGCUGUUAUGCAGCAUCCGAAUGGGAGUCAGCCCAAUCAAAGUGACAUCGGAAUUUAUCCAAACCUGGAUGAGUUCAAGUUUGAAAGGGUGGAGAGUGAGAGGACAAGACAGCGAUUUCACAUUGAGCUCUUUAGCAGGAUACGGCAAGCUAGUGUCAAUCGUCAUUUCUAUGUGAACCAGGGGGAGAUCCGUAAGCAGCAAGCCAGGGCAGCGCAGGCAGAAAACAAAAAAGCAGGGAAAGGCAGGAGGAAGGCCAAAGACUCGUGUGAAUACAAAAACCCCAUUUACAACAGUAGCAACGACUAUCUCAACCACCUCUAGAGGAUCAAGGAGACUAGACGCCAUUUUACACUGAUACACAUUGACUGAUUUUUUUUGUUUUUAAGCCUAACUGCACUGCAUAUUUCUCUAUAUUUUACAUUCUUGAAAGCUUUUCAAUAAAGAAUAAACUUAUAGA
Cyprinodon tularosa is the source of this 1622-nucleotide messenger RNA. RefSeq lists its product as uncharacterized. The coding region runs from base 134 to 1486 and encodes 450 amino acids. Gene Ontology annotation, biological process: positive regulation of T cell proliferation; cellular response to lipopolysaccharide; negative regulation of T cell proliferation. Gene Ontology annotation, cellular component: external side of plasma membrane. The record is from RefSeq and is a predicted model, not a curated record. The transcript is spliced from 12 exons. Lineage: Eukaryota; Metazoa; Chordata; Actinopteri; Cyprinodontiformes; Cyprinodontidae.